Molecule: messenger RNA, 1309 nt
Organism: Zychaea mexicana
Lineage: Eukaryota; Fungi; Mucoromycota; Mucoromycetes; Mucorales; Lichtheimiaceae
Product: TB2/DP1, HVA22 family-domain-containing protein
Exons: 3
Coding region: 184-1149 (321 amino acids)
Source: RefSeq, a predicted model, not a curated record
UUUUUUUUUUUUUUUUUUUUUUGGAGCCCCUCCUUCGCACUUUAACUACAACUGCUAAUAGAGCUGACCACUCUACAGCAAUACUACCCUGUACAUAUUACCAAAACUCCCUCCCCUCCCCCCUCACCCCUCCCCUCAAGCACGGGCAAAAAAAAAAAAAAGAAACCAGCCUAUUAAUUCAACAUGACGGAAUCGUACCACUCAUACCACGAUCACGACCAUCCGUACAACAACAACAAUAACGCGGGUGUUGACUUUCGACUGCAUGCCACCUCGAGUGCGAUUGAACGCUUUCUGGAAUCCUUAAAUCGCCAGUCUCCGAUCAACCUCGAAUUCCUCACUCGACCGUUCGGUAAAGCAUCCAUAAGCCGUGUUCAUUCGCUAGAGACAAUCUAUGCCCAGUCACGGCUAUUCCGCUUUCUUGUACGGAAAGGAGUCAAUCCGAUCCUUCUGUUUGUGAGCUUGACGGCAGGGAUUGCAGGUGGAGUUCGGCGAUUUUACAAACAGUCAACACGGCUCGCGCUGAAUCUCGUGGGUGUUGUCUACCCCGCUUGGCAGUGUUGGCGACUUGUUAAGGAGCAACAACAACAACAAGAAGAAGAAGUUGAAGAACAAGCAACACAUGGCAGCAGCAGCAGCAGCAGUGCGGUUGAGCGUGAACGUGAGUACAAGUCAUGGCUCACCUAUUGGAUUAUCUAUGGCACGUUUCAAGUGCUCGAUAACUGGACAUCCGAUAUCCUCUCAUUAUUCCCCAACUACAACGUCUACAAACUCGCCCUCUUGUACUGGUUACAAAGCCCGCAUUCCAAGGGAGCAUCGCUCCUCUGUCACCAAGUGAUCCAGAAGCCCAAUUAUCCUGCUUCUGCUCCGCCUUACACACCUACAGCCUCGUACAGCAUCCCUUCCUCCCCAGAGUCUCACCAUGCAGAAGAUGUCGUUCUCCAUGAGCACCAACACCACGACGACGACGACGACGACCACCACCACCACCACCCUCUGACGCUGACAAUUGAACAACCUGCAAAAUCUACUACUACUACUUCGAUCCUUGAUGGAUACACCCCAACCCUGCAGCGGCAGGAACCAUCCGUAAUAACGGAGAAACAGCAGGAACAAUAUCCGCUACUCGAAGCAGAAGCUGCAUGGUAAAAAAAAACUGUUUCUAUCUCUCAUCAACAAGACACCUCAUCACCGUCAUUUUUUUCUUUUGUCGAAUCCCUCCUCUUUUACCCGCUCAUCCCUCUCUUCCUACUCCAACAUCCCAUCCUCAGAAAGACACACUCGACUCACAGUCAAUAUAUAUAUAUAU